UGGGCAGAGGGUUCUGAGGGGAGGGCUGGGGGGGUUAGCGUACAGGGCAUUGUUGGUGAUGGGGUAUGGGCCUCUAUGUCUGCUUCUGUUCCUACUGCUAACCCUGUGGUUGUCACCCCCAAUCCAGGCUUUGAGCAGGCCUGUCUGGUACCAGGUGGGUCUGGACCUGCAGCCCUGGGGAUGCCAGCCACCAGGCCUGGUGAGCUGUGGAGGGGGUCUGACCUGCCCUGGCCGAUGGAUGGGCUUGAGCACCAUGGGCAGUGUCUACCCCCUGACGGCUGUCACAGUCACUGUGUUGAUAGUGGUUACCCACUUUGUCUACCAAAGGCGACAAAUAUUCUCCCGAAUCCUGACCACCCAAUCACAGUCGAUCGUGCCUCCAGAGCUCCUUUUGCCCCCAAGCUCGGGAUCGCCGCCUUCCGACCGUGCCUUGCUCUGCAAUGUACUGCACAUGCUGGAUGCCGUCCUAAACCAUAUUGAGGGCCACCUUCGGCAGCUGGAAAACCAUUCCUCGCCCUCAGCCUCUGCCAUCCGAAUAAAGAGCCCCUCUGCCUGUAGUGCGUAA
Messenger RNA from Trichosurus vulpecula (common brushtail), 565 nucleotides. RefSeq names its product transmembrane protein 89 (gene TMEM89). The transcript has 2 exons. The record is from RefSeq and is a predicted model, not a curated record. Bases 59 to 565 code for a protein of 168 amino acids. NCBI's taxonomy places the organism in Eukaryota, Metazoa, Chordata, Mammalia, Diprotodontia, Phalangeridae.